Messenger RNA from Verruconis gallopava, 648 nucleotides. RefSeq lists its product as uncharacterized. The transcript has a single exon. The coding region runs from base 1 to 648 and encodes 215 amino acids. The record is from RefSeq and is a predicted model, not a curated record. NCBI's taxonomy places the organism in Eukaryota, Fungi, Ascomycota, Dothideomycetes, Venturiales, Sympoventuriaceae.
AUGUCCGCUGCAAUCGAGGCCUCAGAUCGAAAACUCAACGUGAAACCAAAUGCUGCUACACUGUCUCGCCAAGAGGAGCCCAUGACCUCCUUCGCUGCCCGCUCACAUCCACCCUUCGAGCCAAAGGUUGACAAGGAAUAUGUCAUUUACGUGCCAUACACCUUCGAGGAGUUGAAACCACACUUUACUUCCCCCGAGGCCGACGCGAAGAAGCUCUUCUGCGCACUGACCGGCAACCACGUACCGAGUUCGAGCUCGCCAAACUACGACUACGAAAUGUGGACGUACAAGAACCUCCCCAUCGGCGCGGUCUACGUCGCGUUUAUGAAGGACUUCUCGCGGGGAGACAUAUUGGCCUCGCGGAUCCCCGCCGCGCACGGCGCAGGGGCCGAGUGGACGCGCCUCGAGUUCGGCAGGGACCUGUGGAACAGAGGCCAAAACUACAGCCAGAAAGUGCUGAAGGCCAAGGAGGGAGCUCGGGACUCGAAAAGCGUGAAGAGAAUGCUGGUUUCCAAGGACGUGGAAGAUGUCGGUUGCAAGGCGUCAGUCGUUGAUUGGAGGCUGAGCAAAACUAGUUCUAGCACUGAAGCUGUAGAACUGGAUGAAGACAGCGACGGGGAAUGGCGGCCGCGAAGUGGGAAAGUGUAG